Nanorana parkeri is the source of this 900-nucleotide messenger RNA. RefSeq names its product solute carrier family 25 member 21 (gene SLC25A21). The record is from RefSeq and is a predicted model, not a curated record. Lineage: Eukaryota; Metazoa; Chordata; Amphibia; Anura; Dicroglossidae. The transcript has 9 exons. Bases 17 to 826 code for a protein of 269 amino acids.
UGUGGAAAUCUGCCUAAUGCACCCUCUAGAUGUGGCGAAAACCCGAUUGCAGAUCCAAAGGCACAAGUCUGAUCCGUCCAGUUAUAAGAGUCUAGGGGACUGCUUCAAGAAGAUCUAUCGUAGUGAAGGGUUGCUUGGCUUCUACAAAGGAAUACUUCCACCUAUCCUGGCAGAGACUCCAAAACGGGCAGUAAAAUUCUUCACCUUUGAGCAAUACAAAAAGCUGCUAUUACCACUCUCCCUUCCUUCCGCCUGGGUGUUUGCUAUAGCCGGCCUUGGAUCAGGAUUAACUGAAGCCAUAGUUGUGAAUCCUUUUGAGGUUGUAAAGGUCAGCCUACAAGCUAAUCGUGAUGCAUAUGCCCAGCAACCAUCUUCCUUUGCUCAGGCACAGCAUAUCAUCCAAAAACAAGGCUUAGGCCUGAGAGGACUGAACAAAGGCCUUACUGCCACUUUGGGACGUCAUGGUGUCUUCAAUAUGGUUUAUUUUGGUUUCUAUUUCAAUGUCAAGAAUGCUUUUCCUGUUAACAAGGAUGCAAGACUGGAGUUCCUACGGAAGUUUACGAUUGGUUUGGCCUCUGGGACGCUAGCAUCCAUCAUUAACAUCCCAUUUGAUGUGGCCAAGAGUCGGAUUCAGGGGCCGCAGCCAGAGGCCGGAGUGAUUAAAUAUCGCAGCUGCUGGAAGACGAUACUUAUCAUUUAUAAGGAGGAAGGGUUCCUGACUCUCUACAAAGGUCUUCUUCCUAAGAUCAUGCGGCUUGGACCUGGAGGUGCGGUGAUGUUGUUGGUGUAUGAAUACUCCUAUGCCUGGCUGCAGAAACACUGGUGACCCGGAGAGAAGCCACAUCUUCCUGUCCCUGUACAAAGACAUGAAGAUCAUCCUCACAGCUGAUGGGAACUUGA